GCCACGUUCUCUCUCUUCCUCGUGCCAGCCCACCAAAACCAGGCGCCCCCUCACUCUCUCUCUAUGUCUCACCGUCUUUCUCCUCACGUCCCCCUUUUAAAAUCUCUCUCCAAGCACUCUAAUCAUUUGAGCUGGAAGAAGAGAAAACUGAAGAGGGAUCUCCCUUCCUCUCUACCUCUCUAGGGUUUAUUCUUCUCUGAUUUCGCAUCACGGAAUCCAUAUAUCCAAACCCAGAGCUCAUUCGGGCUUGUGUUGGCACUCAAUCCUGGGAUCCAUCUCCACUUGCGGAAUCCUGGAGGAUCGCCGCGCCAGAAUCUAAUCCGAUUUCCCUUGUUGUUGCCAUAAAUCAAGAAAAGAAAAGGUUCGAGUUGAUUGGAAUCUCCGUCUUUUUAGACGUAGCCAGGUCAUCGUCGACCAUUUUAGAUGGUAUGCAAUGCUGGCUUAAGGAAUGUCAUUGUUCGAGUGGGGAAUCUGAGCGAUUCCAGAUCCGCAGGGGAGAGGAAUUUCGAGGGUCCUGGUUGGAAAUUUGAUCCAAGAUUGGGCGUGAGGUGUCAUCCCAAGCCCCGGAAAUUUAGGGCAAUCCUAAAGAUGAUGGUGGAUUCAGGUGCUGUGGCAGAAGCUGGAGCUGCCGCCAACGUCUUGCCUGAAAAGGAUCACGUCCAAGAUGGUGAUUAUGUCAGUGGAGGAUGGAUAAGCAAGGAUGGAAAACUGAGUUGUGGAUAUUCAAGCUUCAGGGGGAAAAGGGCAACCAUGGAGGACUUUUAUGAUGUAAAAUCAUCUAAAAUUGAUGGACAAACAAUUAAUCUCUUUGGCAUAUUUGAUGGUCAUGGCGGUUCACGUGCUGCUGAAUAUCUGAAGCAGCAUUUAUUCGAGAACCUCAUGAAGCACCCACAGUUUAUGACAGACACCAAACUUGCUAUAAGCGAAACAUAUCAAAAAACUGAUUCAGACUUCCUGGAUGCUGAAAGCAAUACUUUGAGAGAUGAUGGUUCUACCGCUUCAACAGCAGUUCUGGUUGGCAACCAUUUAUAUGUAGCAAAUGUUGGAGAUUCACGCACUGUAGUAUCAAAGGCAGGAAAAGCAAUUCCACUCUCAGAUGACCACAAGCCAAAUAGAAGUGAUGAGCGCAAGAGAAUCGAGAAUGCCGGGGGAGUUGUUAUGUGGGCUGGUACUUGGAGGGUAGCAGGUGUAUUGGCAAUGUCACGUGCAUUUGGUAACCGCCUUCUAAAACAGUUUGUUGUGGCCGAGCCUGAGAUUCAGGAACAAGAGGUUAAUGAUGAAUUGGAGCUCCUUAUUUUGGCUAGUGAUGGGCUGUGGGAUGUGGUACCAAAUGAGGAUGCUGUUUCACUUGCAAGAAUGGAAGAGGAGCCAGAGGCUGCAGCUCGGAAGCUGACAGAGACUGCCUUUGCACGUGGAAGUGCGGACAAUAUAACAUGCAUUGUUGUAAGAUUUCACCAUGACAAAAUGAAUGUAGAUUCUCCUUCCCCUUCAGCCGCUGAUCAGAAUUGAUAUAUUUUGAUUUUAAAUUAUCUACCCUGUAUGGACCUCAAGCUGGAUGCCUGCAAUUAUAGCAAGGCGGACGGCCGCUUGUAUGUUCCUUUGGUUGUCGUGACCAUACUUGCUUUUGGGAUGCUUGUCAAUAUAUUUUGUUGCUAAAGUUAGCGACCAAGUCAUCUGGACAUUGCCGGAUGGUCACUGGGUCCUUCCUUCCUUCCUUGCUUUCUUUCUUCCAAUUAGGUACAUCUUCAUUUUGGUCCCAGGAAUUCUUGAUCCUGUACUCAGGUUGCCCAGCAUGUGUAAAUAUUUAUUGGUAUUGAGUGGACUUCUUUUGAACGCAAUGAGCAGUUGCAAUUUGCUGUA
Molecule: messenger RNA, 1860 nt
Organism: Elaeis guineensis (African oil palm)
Lineage: Eukaryota; Viridiplantae; Streptophyta; Magnoliopsida; Arecales; Arecaceae
Product: probable protein phosphatase 2C 52
Biological process (GO): protein dephosphorylation
Molecular function (GO): protein serine/threonine phosphatase activity; cation binding
Source: RefSeq, a predicted model, not a curated record